AUGGUUUCUGAGACGAAGCUAUACGAUGCGUUGAGCGUCAAGCCUGACGCCUCGCAAGAUGAAAUUAAGAAAGCCUACCGCAAGGCUGCACUGAAGCACCACCCCGACAAGAACAAAGACAACCCUGCGGCUGCUGAGAAAUUCAAAGAUGUCUCACAAGCAUACGAAGUCCUCUCCGAUCCUGAAAAGCGCAAGGUCUACGACCAGUAUGGCCUCGACUACUUGAUGCGUGGCGGACCCGCUCCACCACCGCCUGGAGGUGGAGGUGGUGGCACCGGCUUUGAAGGAGGCAUGCCCGGUGGAUUCAACUUCGGCGGCAUGCCCAGCGGAGGCGGAGGUCGCACAUUCCACUUCUCAACCGGCCCCGGCGGCGGCGGAUUCCGAUUCAGUGAUGCCGACGACAUCUUCCGCAACUUCGCCAAGAGCAGCGGCGGCGGCGGCGGCGGCGGAGGUAUGGGCGGCUUUGACGAUGAGGACAUUUUCUCAAUGCUUAAUGGAGGGCUUGGUGGCGGCGGAGGCGGCGGCGGAUUUGGCAGAGGCCGUCCGGGCGCUGGAUACUCGAAGCCUAAGCGCGCUCCUACACCUGAACCUACCAUCAUUGAGAAGGAUCUGCCGCUUACCCUGGAGGAGAUCUUCAAGGGUGUCUCUAAGAAGGUUAAGACGAAGAGCAAGGCCUUUGAUAGAACGGGCAAGCUCACCACCCAGGAGAUCACUCUGGAGGCCAAUAUCAAGCCUGGACUGCGUGCUGGCUCUAAGAUCAAGUACCGCAACAUAGGAGACCAAGAAGAAGGCGGCCGACAGGAUGUGCAUUUGAUUGUGAAGGAGCUUGACCACCCAACCUUUAAGCGUUCUGGAGAUAACCUCGUCACAACCGUUGAACUCAGCCUAAAGGAAGCACUGACUGGCUGGGAGCGUAUCGUCAAGACCAUCGACGGCAAGUCCAUCCGCGUCAGCAAGCCCGGUCCCACCCAGCCUGGCCACGAAGAACACUACCCUGGCCUCGGCAUGGUGAUUUCCAAGAACCCCAGCGAGCGUGGAGACCUCGUGGUCCGCGUCAACGUCAAGUUCCCGACCAGCCUGACGUCAUCCCAAAAAGACAUUAUCAAGGACGUGUUGCCAUGA
Messenger RNA from Penicillium arizonense, 1122 nucleotides. RefSeq names its product putative DnaJ domain protein Psi. NCBI's taxonomy places the organism in Eukaryota, Fungi, Ascomycota, Eurotiomycetes, Eurotiales, Aspergillaceae. Bases 1 to 1122 code for a protein of 373 amino acids. Gene Ontology annotation, cellular component: cytosol. Gene Ontology annotation, biological process: translational initiation. The transcript has 3 exons. The record is from RefSeq and is a predicted model, not a curated record. Gene Ontology annotation, molecular function: protein-folding chaperone binding.